Pyrgilauda ruficollis (rufous-necked snowfinch) is the source of this 2681-nucleotide messenger RNA. It is a transcript of the gene CCSER1, whose product is annotated as coiled-coil serine rich protein 1. The coding region runs from base 251 to 2566 and encodes 771 amino acids. The transcript is spliced from 11 exons. NCBI's taxonomy places the organism in Eukaryota, Metazoa, Chordata, Aves, Passeriformes, Passeridae. The record is from RefSeq and is a predicted model, not a curated record.
CACACCGGCCGCAACAUGACGGGCCGGCGGACAGACUGACAGACCGGGGCACCGCAGCUCCGCACGGAUUAUUCUCCCCGCGCCGGGGCGCCGCGGCGGAGCAGCGAGCCAGCGGGGCGGGGGCGGUGCCGCGCCGCGCUGCCAGGGGGGUCCCAGCCCCCGCCGGCGAACGGCGAGCGCGUCGGGCGCUGGAGGAGCCCGGCCAGGUUAUUUUAUUGGCUGUGAAGAACCACGGACCCUUUGUGCCCUGAUGGGGGACUCGGGAUCCAGACGAUCGACUCUUGUAUCUCGGUUGCCAAUAUUCAGGAGAAGUGUUAGCCGGAGACACGACUCCCUUCCUUCUUCUCCUUCUUCUGCCAAUGCCAUUGGUGUCCACACCUCCUCCCCAUCCAGCACGAACUCCAGCUCAGGCAGCACAGGAAAGCGCCGGAGUAUUUUCCGCACUCCUUCCAUUAGCUUCCAUAACAAGAAAGGGAGUGAGCAGAAGCCUGACUCAGCGAGUCAAAAUGUUAACAUCUCAAAUGGUGCCCAGUCCUCUCUUAGCACUUUUCAAAAACUCAGCUUAGACGAGCACAUAAAAAGCAGAGGAAGGCAUUCAGUUGGCUUUGGCAGCUCAUGUAACAAGAAGAUAACAAGGUCUUUGACAGACGAUUUUGAAAAGGGAAAGGAGCCCUCAGCUAAUAAGAAUGUCUUUAUCAAUUGCAUAAGCUCUGGGAAGAAUGAGGGUGAUGAUUCUGGCUUUGCAGAAGAGCGAAGCCGAUAUUCUGUCAAACAGUCCACACGGAAACUUCUCACCAAAUCUUUUUCAUCACACUACAAAUUUUCCAAAACAGUUCCAGAGAGUCAGUCAGUUUCUUCUGUGCAGCAGCCCAGGUGCUUGCUGGAAGUUAAAUCCUAUGUGGAGAGUGAACCUGUGAUGGCCAAGUCGUCUCCUCCAUGCUCGGCUGAGACGACGGAGUGCAUGGGCAGCUCCCUGCAGUCCCCGCUGCUCUCGGCUGACCUCACGGCUGCCCAGACCCCCUCGGACUUCAUCGCGCUGACCGAGGACUCUGUUUCUGAGGCUGAUGCCCUGCCCAGCAGUGGGCCUGGGGCACUGCUCACAGAGGAUUUUGGCCACAAUGUCUCUACCUCUCAGAUCUUCUUUAAUCCUGCUGCUGCUCCUGUGAGGGAGAGAGACAGUGUGCAAAGUGCUGGCCAUUCUGCUGGCGUAUCUCCUGUGAGUCGUGCAAGCUCGUGCAGUGUGGAUUCCAGUACCUUAUUCAAAACCUCAGUUGCUAAUCAAACAAAAGUACUGUUGCAAGCCAAUGGACUACAUAUUAAUGAUGCCAGGAACAUAGAAAAAAUUAACUCAGAAAAUGGACAUUUAGAAACCUUGACGUUACAGUGUAGUGAAGAACCAGUGACACUCUCUCCAAAGGCACGGGGAUUGAGUGGCCACAGAGAUGAAAGCACUCCAUCCAAGCACAUGGGAAACACAAUUAAUGUGGUGGAGUCUAACACAGUUACAUGUUCUGAACCUCAGUCCUUCAAAACACAACAGGGUUGUGAAUCAAACCAUCCCAAAGCUGGUGUUGCCAACAGCCUCAGUCCGUACCGGGAAGGCAGAUUUGUUGAGAAACGACUGAGGUCCUCUUCAGAAGGCACUGCUGGGGGCAGCCGGCUGAUCAUAAAACCAAAGGAGGGAAAUGCAGAAGAGCUUAACAGCCUGAGGAAGCAGAGAGCAAGCUCAUCCUCUUCCAAAAUGAACAGCAUGGAUGUUUUGAAUAACUUGGGUUCUUGUGAGUUGGAUGAAGAUGACCUAAUGCUUGACUUGGAGUUCCUGGAAGAGCAACAUCAGCAGCGUUCUGUGUGCCGGGAAGACUCAUACCAGUCAAUAGUGUCGUGUGCUGCUGUAGUACUCACCCCUGUGGAGACUGCCGUGGAUACAAGGAAAAAAGAACAGAUGAUAAUGCCUGAUGUGUCCAAACAGAAUCUAUCCUUGAAGCUGUCGAAGGAGGUGGAGCAAGGAGAAGCCAGGUACCCUCGUGUCAGCCAGCUGGCUGGCAGCCCAUCUGUGGAGUGGCCUUUCGCUGGUCUGGAAGAAGGUGGAGGCAUUGAGUCUCUGCCCUUCAGACUGAUGCUGCAAGACUGCACGGCUGUCAAGACAUUGCUUCUGAAAAUGAAGAGGGUUCUUCAAGAGAGUACGGACAUGAGCCCAGCUGGCAGCACAGCCUCCCUCCCUGUUAGCCCCCUUCCUGAGGAGCCAUUGUUUUUUAAGGAUGGAAUAAAAGAUGAAUGCUCAGUGCUGAAGCUGCAGCUGAAGGAGAGAGACGAACUCAUAGCCCAACUUCGUGAGGAGCUGGAAAAGGCUCAGUGCUUUCAGAAGGCUCUGGCUUCCCAAGCAGAUAAAUCCACGCAGACAGAACUCACAGGCCAUGAUCCUUCGGUCUUUGUAUCUGCAGUUAUGCUCCUGCUAUCUUGCUUUGAAAGCACAAUCAAAUAUGAGGCCCUGUGGAACUCUCCAUGUUCUGAAGGCUUAGUUUACAAACCUAUCAGCAUCUCAUUGGUUCCAUCAUUAUUAAAUUAAAAAGCAACAUCUGGACACUCUGCACUUACGGAUAUAAUUAAAUACCGCUGUAUGUGAAAUGAGCUGCAAGUUACGAUUGCUGGCAAAAUUCUACUACUUAAGAUAAUAUUUGUAU